This is a messenger RNA of Acanthosepion pharaonis, 465 nucleotides long. The record is from the annotation of a GenBank genome assembly. NCBI's taxonomy places the organism in Eukaryota, Metazoa, Mollusca, Cephalopoda, Sepiida, Sepiidae.
AUGCACAAAGAAGUUGCUCAUAUCCCCAAGCAAAUAUGUUCCCUUUCAAAAUUCUCUUCUGCUUUUUACACGCCUGCAAAAGUAAUAAAAACGUCUUUUUUCUUUCUUGCGUUCUCUUUCUUGUUUAUUUUCUUUCUUUCUUUUUUUCUUUGUUUUAUUCGUUUGGUUUCGCGCGGUUUUUCUGUUUUGUUAUUUAAUAUUUACUUUCUUUCUAUUGUUUUUCGUUCAUUCUCUGAAAUUUUGAUUUUUCUCUUCUUCUUUAUUCUCUCUUUCUUGCUUGCUUGCUUUAUUUCUCCUUUUCACUUUUUCUUGCUUGCAUUCUUUGUCAUAGAUAAUCCUAUAAUUCUUAAACAUUUUUUCUUCUUUCUUUCACUUUGUUCCGGUUACUUUUCCUUUCCUUUCUUCUAUAAUCUCCUUCCUUUUAAUUCAGCUUUUCGCUUUGUCUUAUUUCCUUCAAAUAUUUAA